GGGCGGCGGGAGGCGCUGCGCCUGCGUUGCUGUGGCAUGCUGGAAGUUGGAGUCCUGAUUCCACCGUGCCGCCGCUCUCUGACCCGUGAUCCCGGCGUCCAGGAGACUACAGUACUCAGCGGGCACUGCGCUGCUCCGCGCAGGCGCAUUCACUGGGCGGGCUCAGUGCAGCCGCCAAGGAUGCAGGAGGAUCGGCGGCUUCUCGGGGCCGGUGGGCAGGUUGCACGGUGGAGGGAAGAGAGGGUGGUUGGAGAUGGGAUUUCAGUUACAUUUGGAGAGCUUUGAACAACGAAGAGAAUCCAGAGGUUGCCAUUGAGGUGUGACGUGUUGUGGAGCCCGCAAAUGUCAACAACUGCCCAGCCACUGGCCUCCAUUGGGACAGUUGUCGCUUCAUCACCGGAGGUUAUGAGCCCCAACAGGCCUGGACGCGUGACUAACCAGCUCCAGUACAUGCUGAAAGGGGUGGUGAAAACACUGUGGAAACACCAGUUUGCCUGGCCUUUCCAUGUCCCAGUUGAUGCUAAGAAACUUAACCUGCCAGAUUAUCAUAAAAUUAUCAAGCAGCCCAUGGACAUGGGGACAAUAAAGAAACGAUUAGAGAACAACUAUUACUGGAGCGCGAAUGAGUGCAUGCAGGAUUUCAACACCAUGUUCACCAACUGCUACAUCUACAACAAGCCCGGCGAUGACAUUGUGUUGAUGGCGCAGACCCUGGAGAAGAUCUUCCUUCAGAAAGUUGCGCAGAUGCCCCAGGAAGAAGUGGAACUGAUGGCCCCACUGCCAAGGGAUAAAUGUCGAAAGCAGCCAGGAAUGCAGCAGGUGGCAGCAGUGUCUUCAGCCAGUGAGCCAACAGCCUUCCCAGAAGCUCCUCCCACAACUUCUCCAACUCCUAUUAUCAUCUCCACUGCAGUGCCACCUGCUAUGCUCACCCAGGUUACGGCAGCCUCUGCUCAGUAUUCCAGCCCAGUGAUGCCAGUAAUUUCUUCACCGACGCAGCUGAUUACCAAGAAAAAAGGUGUAAAGCGGAAAGCAGACACUACGACUCCCAGCACUUGUGCCAUCACUGCAAGCGGCAGUGAUUCCCCUCCUCCUGCCUCAGCAGAACCCAAACCCUCAAAGCUAGCGUUGCGGCGAGAGAGCGGGCGCCCCAUCAAACCACCCAGGAAGGACCUGGAGGAGGUGGAGCUCCAGCAUCCCCUGGGGAAGAAGGGGAAACUGACAGAGCACCUGAGGCACUGUGACAACAUCCUGAGGGAAAUGCUGUCCAAGAAACAUGCAGCCUAUGCAUGGCCUUUCUACAAACCAGUGGACGCCGAGGCCCUGGAACUGCACGAUUAUCACGAAAUCAUUAAGCACCCGAUGGACCUCAGCAGUGUGAAAAAAAAGAUGGACAGUCGGGAUUAUCUGGACGCCCAGGGAUUUGCUGCAGAUAUCCGAUUAAUGUUCUCCAACUGUUACAAGUACAACCCUCCGGAUCACGAGGUGGUGGCAAUGGCCAGGAAACUACAGGACGUAUUUGAAAUGCGGUUUGCGAAGAUGCCGGACGAGCCUCUUGACACCUCUCUGCCCCCUACCCUACAACCUCCAAACAUCACUAAGCCCAAAGUGUCAUCGAGUGACAGCAGUCGUGAAUCCUCGUCCAAUUCCAACAGCUCAGAUUCCGAAGAGGAGCGGGCAAAUCGACUGGCUGAACUGCAGGAGCAGCUGAAAGCUGUUCAUGAGCAGCUGGCAGCUCUGUCCCAGGCUCCUGUCAGCAAACCAAAGAAGAAGAAAGAGAAAGAGAAAAAGGAGAAAAAAAAGAAGGACAAACACAAAGUGAAAGUGGAGGAGGAGAAGAAGGGCAAGUCCUCUCAGACGAACAAACAAGCGCAGUCCAAGAAACACAGCAGUAAGAAGCCAGGCAGUGCAAGUUCACUGACCAGACCCCUGAAGAAAGCUGUGAAGCAGGCUGCUUUAGUUUAUGACUCUGAAGAGGAAGAGGCAGCUCAGCCAAUGUCAUAUGAUGAGAAGCGUCAGCUGAGCCUUGACAUCAACAAGCUGCCAGGUGAAAAACUGGGUCGGGUGGUGCACAUCAUUCAAUCAAGGGAGCCCUCUCUCAGGGACUCGAACCCGGAUGAGAUUGAAAUAGACUUUGAAACGCUGAAGCCCACAACUCUACGAGAGCUGGAACGAUACGUCAAAUCUUGUUUACAGAAAAAGCAAAGAAAAUCACAUAACGCUUCCCCCGACAUGUUCAGUGGUAGAGAUGGUGAAGAUCAGCAGCCCCAACACCGGUCCCUGUGGGAUUCCAGUAGUAACCGGCCCCCAAUACCAGCUCAGUUAGUAGAACUUUUGCAUGAAUCAGAAGGUCCUGGGUUCAUGCCCCAUUCCAGAGACUUGAGUGCAAAAUCCAGGUUGAUGUUCGUUGAAGUGCAGAGGCAGUGCCGCCCUGUGGGAGGCUGCAUCAUCAAAGAAAAGUGUAGGGAAAACAAAGGAGGAGCUUGUUCUGGAGAAGAAGAAAGAGCUGGAGAAACGUUUGCAGGACAUGAGCGGACAACUAAAUCACAGCAAGAAACCCAACAAGAAAGGCGGGAAGUCAGACCCCGGACAGGAAGGCGGUCCUUCUCGGCUCAGCGGCAGCAGCAGUUCGUCCUCUGACUCGGGGAGUACCAGCUCCAGUGGCUCCAGCUCCUCAGACACCAGUGAAUCCGAAUAGACGCCUUUCAAUCUGGGCUCUCAAUGUACAAUUCAGGCACAGGGUUCAUCCAGCUCCCAGCCCACACAACUUGAACCUUCCCUCACCGGAUUGAAAGGCUGGUGCUGUUCUUUUACGAAUCAAUCUGAUGAUAAAGACCCUGACAAGCACAUUCCAUUGAUGAUCAUUCACCCAGCACACAGGCGUAUGAGUGUGUGUGACUGAGGGAGCGUGUGCGAGUGGCUGGGAGUAAGAGUAUGUGACUUAGUGCGUGUACAUGUGUGUAUACCUAAUUUAUUGAUAACCUGGACAAAUAAAUCAGUUCGGGACCAAUGGGGAAGGUGCCAUGCAGGA
Messenger RNA from Carcharodon carcharias (great white shark), 3028 nucleotides. RefSeq names its product bromodomain-containing protein 3-like. The coding region runs from base 343 to 2637 and encodes 764 amino acids. The transcript has 14 exons. The record is from RefSeq and is a predicted model, not a curated record. Gene Ontology annotation, cellular component: chromatin; nucleus. Gene Ontology annotation, biological process: chromatin remodeling; regulation of DNA-templated transcription. NCBI's taxonomy places the organism in Eukaryota, Metazoa, Chordata, Chondrichthyes, Lamniformes, Lamnidae.